AUGGCCGAGCACAUUGCGCCUGGCGACUCGGAGCACACGAACCCGUACCGGAGUGAUGGGAAGCUCCCAGUAGGGAAGGCAAUUGUCGCAGAGCUCGCAAACCCCUACGACGCCCUCGUCUCCUCCAUGGCCUCCCAAUUCCCCAACACAAAAGUAAUCCCCUACCCGUACCACGCAACUUCGGAAGAAGCCACCCUCGGGCUAAUCGACGAUGUCCUCAACGCCUGGGGACGACUAGACGUCUGGACGUCCUCCACCGGGCUGCUUGGCUCGCCCUCCAUCACAGCCACCGGCCCCGCCGACCUGCUCGCCGCCUUCGAAACAAACGCCAUGCCCGCCUUCUUCGCCCUCAAGUACGCCCCCGCCGCAAUGACAAAAACCACCACCCAGCGCGGCAACUACCCAAACGCCGCGCCAAAGGACGUGCCGUACGGCUCCAUCGUGGUAGUGUCCAGCGUCGCAGCUACAUACGGCGGGUGCUGGGGCCCCUCUUUUACCAUGUCGAGCCACGCCGCACUCGGUGUAGUCCGCGCGGGCGUCGCGGUGCUCAAGGGCACGGGGGUGAGGAUCAACGCCGUGACGGCGGGGCAGAUUGACGUCGGCGUGGACCUUGAAGCCGCGGGCCUGGAGGAGCUUGAGAAGGGGCAAUUUCCGCCGGUUACGCUCCAGAGCGUGGAGACGCAGAAGAGGGUCGUGGGACUGGAGAGGGCGGGAAGGCCUGAGGAGGUUGGGCGGGUGGUGGGGUUUCUUGCGAGCGGGUUUAGUUCGUAUGUGACGGGGGCUGAGAUUCGAGUGGAUGGGGGCGCGAGCGUGAUGAAUCCGCUAACAGUGCCGGUGUAA
This is a messenger RNA of Paraphaeosphaeria sporulosa, 840 nucleotides long. RefSeq names its product NAD(P)-binding protein. The record is from RefSeq and is a predicted model, not a curated record. NCBI's taxonomy places the organism in Eukaryota, Fungi, Ascomycota, Dothideomycetes, Pleosporales, Didymosphaeriaceae. The coding region runs from base 1 to 840 and encodes 279 amino acids. Gene Ontology annotation, molecular function: trans-2-enoyl-CoA reductase (NADPH) activity. Gene Ontology annotation, biological process: phytol metabolic process. Gene Ontology annotation, cellular component: peroxisome. The transcript is spliced from 4 exons.